UCACACCUACAAAGUGUCAAUUUAAACGUUAUAAUAAAUUAUCUAUAUGGUAUUUUGAGCUCAAACUUCAGAUGUGUACCCUGGAGACACCAAAGAUUUAUUUUACAUCUUAAAAAAAGUAUUGUGACAUGGCGCCUUUAACCUGUGAUUAAUUAUUUUAAUCCAUUAUUGGGUCAAAUAUAAACACUUUCUGGAUUAAUUUAACCCAACGCUGGAAAUACCCAGCAUUUUUUAAGAGUUUAUGACCUAAAGUAGUAAUCUCUUAUCAUUCCCUAGUUUUCCAUUAGGAACAGAGGAAAAAUGGCAAUGUAGAUAUGCUUAAUGUAGCUGUCAUACCAGCCUCAGUAAAGAAAAACACAGCUGGUCCAACUCUGACGGUAUAAACGUCCCUGUAGAGGGUCAGUUUGGUUUGUAUAAUACACUGGCUUCAUCUCUGUCAGUAUGGCCAGUUCCAGCUCAGCCCAAAACAUCUACAAAUGGGUUACGGCUUUCCUUAUGCUGUGGUCCAUGGCGUCUCUGAUAGUCAUUGUGGUCUGGGUUACAUGGAGCCCUAAAGCAAGCAUUGAACAGUGCAGAGCAGAACAGCAGACUUUAAUUAAAAAAAUGGAAGAAGCUAAAGUUGUGAAAGAAAACGAGGAGAACGACUUUAAAUCUACACUGAGACUGAGCUCUGAGAACCAGACUGAACUUCAAGAGGAGCUGGAAACUAUUCACGAGGACCAGAGAGAAACAAAUGCAUCUCUAGCUGAGAGUUUGAAUUUACGGAUGACCCUACAGCAAAAUUUAACAGCUUUGGAAAACAUAAGAAUUCUGCACCUGAAAGAGUUUGAAGGGCUUUCUUUUAAGCUGGCUCAACAGCAGGCUGUUAUUGAGACACUGUGGAUGAAUGUGAGCAGUGAAGCGCAUCAAUUAGAUGCAUGCGCAGCUCUGCGUGAUGCCGCAAACAGCCAGCAGAUGGCAGCAGAGAGUCAGAGGAAAGCCUGUCAAACACAAACAACUUAUCUAGCCAAACAACUAGAGAACUGCAGGAAUAAGGAUGUCCAGAAACGAAUGGGACAGAAUAGUUUCUUGUCUUCAACAUCAAAGCCAUUUUACCUAGAUUAAUUAUUAAAUCUUAAUUUUAGUGCGACCUUCAUACUAAAGCUGUAAAGUGAAAUAAAGUUUAACUGAUGAUAUAUUUUGUGUGAAUAUCUAUUAUCUCAAGUCACAUUUUAAAACAACCAUAAAUAAAAAACAAGCUUUAGUGGUAUACUCUUACACAAUGUGUCCAAAGCUAUGUACAGAUACAGGUGUGUGUAAAUAUACACAUUCUGUAAGUUUUGCUAUGUUUGUUUAGGUGCAAGGAGACAUGUGUGACACUAUAUAUAUGAAUAUGUAUUUACACUGGUUUAUAUACAAUCCAAAAUGAAUACUUAUGACUGCUGUACUGUGGGUAGGUGAAUAAAUGAAACAUGUUUAAAAUAAUACAAUCAUAUUUAUUUUAAUAUUCAUAUUUAAGUAUCGACAUAUUUUCAACUGAAGAUGGAAUUUGUUAUAAACACUGAAGGGAUAUAUGUUAAUAAUAAUAUUGCACAUCAUGAUAAAACACGAAAACUGAAGAAAGUUUUGGGGAGCGUGUUUGUGACGGGGAGGGAGGGUUGUGGCUAGAAAGGAUACAGCUAUUGCCAUAAUCUCGUAAAAUCUUGUCGGAUAAGCGCUGUUUUAUCCCCAG
Messenger RNA from Paramisgurnus dabryanus, 1711 nucleotides. RefSeq lists its product as uncharacterized. Lineage: Eukaryota; Metazoa; Chordata; Actinopteri; Cypriniformes; Cobitidae. The record is from RefSeq and is a predicted model, not a curated record.